AUGUUACACGUCGCCACUAUACUGGAAACCUCGAUGCAAUACCCGGUGGACGAUCCUACACUUGAAGAGACCGUAAACCUGGCUACACGGUAUUGCAUGUAUCUUCUCACAGCGGGCCGAUAUGUAUGCGUGUUGGACGUUCUCUCAAAGAUCAAGACAUGGUCUAAAGCAGUUCUGCCUACACAUUUCGAAGCGGAGACAGCGCUUAGUGGUAAAGAAGCGGUCGCACACGCGUUGCUUGGCAAUCUCAACACGGCAUUACACAUGUUCCGGAAACUUCGACAUUCUAGAGACAAGGUUCUCGGUCGAUCAGAUAUCUCCACUCUACACAGCAUCAACGGGCUGGGGCUUGUGCACCAUGCCAUGGGGAAUGAUCGCGAGGCGUUGCAUUACCAUCGCACAGCUCUACGAUUCAAAAGGAGGAAACUUGGACAUGAUGACCCCGAUACAUUAGUAAGCGCAAAUAAUCUGGGGAUAGUGCUACUAACCCAGGGACGUUAUGAAAGGGCGAGUAACUUAUUCCAGAGUUCACUCAAAGGAUGGCUUCAAGCUUACGGUGGAGACGAUCUGUUCGUCAUUGCGGCAAGGAGUAAUCUUGGCAUCACGCUUCAAUUUCAGGGCAAGCUUAAUGAGGCUGAACACAGCCAUCGCUACGUGUACAGGAAACGCCAGCGCAUCCUGGGCCCACACCACCACGAGACCAUCAAAAGCAAAGCAAAUCUCGCCAUCACGCUCAACCAGCAAGGCCGCCACUCGGAGGCUGAAGCAAUAUACCGCGAAGCUAUCGAAUUAUUCCAGGCAAGGCUUGGAGAAUCGCACCCGGAUACUUUGAACACACAUAUCAACCUGGCCACUGCUCUUCACGAUCAGAAUAAGUUCCGCGAGGCAGAGUCUAUCAUCGCGUCAGCCCUUCCACUCAUGCGCAAAGAGCUCGGAGACACUCAUCUAGGAACUAUAAAAGCUUUGGAGUUCCGCGCCAUUCUCUUACAGCAUAUGGGGAGGUUCUUGGAAGCUCAUGGCGUCGUUACAGAGGUAUACCAGGCGCGCGAAAAGGAACUGGGGCGUUAUCACGACGACACGCAAAAAAGUCUGAGGCAUAUGAGAGAUCUGGCAGAGGACAUGGAAGAAGAACAUGCUAUGCACAGGUUUGCUUCUGUUAUCCCCAUUGCUGCAUGCUAG
Molecule: messenger RNA, 1179 nt
Organism: Alternaria postmessia
Lineage: Eukaryota; Fungi; Ascomycota; Dothideomycetes; Pleosporales; Pleosporaceae
Exons: 2
Coding region: 1-1179 (392 amino acids)
Molecular function (GO): protein binding
Source: RefSeq, a predicted model, not a curated record